CGCGCGUAAGUUGACCCGGUCACUCAUCUUUUCCAGAACAAAAACGAGGGAAAAUGCUGGUUUCUAUUAAAUCGACGCGUAAAAUCGUAACUCUAGACACAAUGGUUAUUCAGCAAGUCUAGCAAGAGAAUGAAUAUGUGUAUACGACGGACUUAGAUCCAAUCAUACCCAAAAAGAAUUAGCCGGUCCGAUUGUCGACAUACAAAGGCAUCCAAAUUUCGCUAUCUGACUUACCCACAUCUCCUUCUCUCCAACCACCAUCAUGUCUGACACUGCCGGUAAAGUAAUCAAGUGCAAGGCCGCCGUCUGCUGGGGUGCUGGUGAGCCUCUCAAGAUUGAGGAUAUCGAAGUCGCGCCUCCCCAGGCCCAUGAAGUCAGGAUUCACAUCCUUCACACCGGAAUCUGCCAUACCGACGAGUACACUCGCAGCGGCAAGGAUCCCGAGGGUCUGUUCCCCGUUAUCCUGGGUCAUGAGGGCGGAGGAAUCGUUGAAUCCGUUGGAGAAGGUGUAACUAGUGUCGCAGUCGGUGACCAUGUUAUCCCGCUCUAUACCGCCGAGUGCCGAGAGUGCAAAUUCUGCAAGAGCGGCAAAACUAACCUUUGUGGGAAAGUUCGCGCGACUCAAGGCAAAGGUCUCAUGCCUGACAAUACUAGCCGCUUUACUUGUAAGGGUCAGCCUAUCCACCACUUUAUGGGUACUUCUACCUUCUCUCAAUACACCGUCGUCGCCGACGUGUCGGUCGUUGCUGUGGACAAAAAAGCGCCCCUGGAGAAGGUUUGCCUGCUGGGGUGCGGUAUAACCACCGCAUGGGGCUCCGUUGUGAAGCAGCCUGGCAUCAAGGGAUCGUCUGUCGCAGUCUUUGGUUGUGGCGCCAUCGGCCUUGGAGUCAUCAACACGUCGGCUUUAGUAGGCGCCAGCCGUGUCAUUGCCAUCGACACCAAUCCGGGCAAAGAGGCUUGGGCAAGGAAGUUUGGCGCGACUGAUUUCAUCAACCCGCUCCAGCUUCCUGAGGGCACCCGUAUCCAGGACUAUCUCGUCGAGCUCACUGAUGGCGGACUUGAUUACACGUUUGACUGUACUGGAAAUGUGCAUGUUAUGAGGUCUGCUCUUGAGGCUUGCCACAAAGGAUGGGGUGUUUCAACUGUCAUCGGGGUCGCCGCUGCCGGCCAAGAGAUUUCUACACGACCAUUCCAAUUGGUGACGGGCCGCACUUGGCGAGGGAGUGCCUUCGGCGGUGUCAAAGGAAGGACUGAGAUUCCUGGUCUUGUUGAAGAUUACCUACAGGGCAAAGUCAAGAUUGACGAGUACGUUACUCACCAUAGGAAGUUUACCGAGAUCAACGAAGGGUUCCAUGAUAUGCACGGUGGUGAAUGCAUCCGCUGCGUCGUUGACAUGUCCUGAGAUACACAAUAAGAUAAACGAUGUAAAUGUAUUAGUAUGUAUCAAGCAUCGAAUACAAUUGUAUACAGCAAAG
Messenger RNA from Desarmillaria tabescens, 1475 nucleotides. Its product is annotated as class III ADH enzyme. Gene Ontology annotation, molecular function: zinc ion binding; S-(hydroxymethyl)glutathione dehydrogenase [NAD(P)+] activity. NCBI's taxonomy places the organism in Eukaryota, Fungi, Basidiomycota, Agaricomycetes, Agaricales, Physalacriaceae. The record is from RefSeq and is a predicted model, not a curated record. Gene Ontology annotation, cellular component: cytosol. The transcript has 12 exons. Gene Ontology annotation, biological process: formaldehyde catabolic process. The coding region runs from base 263 to 1402 and encodes 379 amino acids.